ACUGACAGGCUUCGCUGCAUGAAAAUUCUGCAGUUACGUAACCCGUUCGUUAUCUCGGAUAGGCGACGGAAAAACACUAUGAACAAAAACCACUACAUCGCUCCACCCACGUGGACAGUAUUGUGACGUUUCGAUACUUGUUUGGUUGAUCAUACCAACGCAGGAAGACCGCUAGUCGUCAUCGAUACUGCUUAUAUCAAGAUUCGAUAAACGAAAAACAACGAAGAGGAAAUCACCCAAAGACGUUGCGGUCAGAUCUUAUCUCGCGUUAUCGCGAUCCAGUCUCUUCCGACCGAAAUUUCUACGACCCGGACCCACAUUCGUCGAGGUUUUGUUCACCUGUUCGCACGGGAAUAUGGCUCGGCAAAAGUUCGAGUUCGCUAUUGACCGCGGUGGUACCUUCACCGACGUCUACGCUAAAUGCCCAGGCGGGAGAAUUCGAGUGAUGAAACUGUUGUCUGUGGAUCCUGCGAAUUACGAGGACGCGCCGCGCGAAGGGAUCCGCAGGAUCCUUGAACAGGAAACUGGGAAGAAAAUUGAUGGAGAAAUAGAUGGUUCCUCGAUAUCAUGGAUAAGAAUGGGUACUACGGUUGCCACAAACGCUCUUUUGGAAAGAAAAGGUGCGAAAAUGGCCCUACUGAUAAACGAAGGGUUCAAGGAUCUUCUCUAUAUUGGAAAUCAAGCUCGACCGAAUAUAUUCGACCUGCAAGUAGCCACUCCAGAAGUAUUAUAUAAAAGAGUAGUGGAAGUGAAAUGCAGAGCGAUACCCGCACUGCCCGGUAAAUGUCUCUUGGACAGCAGCAAAUGGAGAAGAGUAAAAGGAUCCACUGGCGAAGAUCUCUUCGUCAUCGAAGAACUUGACGAAGUUAAAUUAAAGAAGGAUCUAGAAGAAUUAAAAGAAUCAGGAAUCGAAAGUUUAGCAGUGGUUCUCGCCCACAGUUACAUGUUUGCUGAACAAGAACGAAGAGUAGGGGAGUUAGCGAAGCUUGCAGGUUUUCUGCAAGUGUCGUUAUCGCAUGAAAUCAUGCCAAUGGCGAGGAUAGUUCCCCGAGGAUUUACCGCUUGCGCCGAUGCAUAUUUGACGCCGCAUAUUAAACAAUAUUUACAGGGAUUCGUAUCCGGUUUCAAAGAUAAUUUAAAAGGUGUGAACGUAUUGUUUAUGCAAAGCGAUGGAGGAUUGACUGCGAUGAAUUCAUUCACCGGAUCUCGAGCUAUUCUUUCCGGUCCCGCAGGCGGAGUUGUAGGCUACGCAAUGACAACUUAUAGCAAAGAAACCGACCUCCCGGUGAUUGGUUUCGAUAUGGGUGGCACGUCGACUGAUGUCAGUCGUUACGCUGGCAGCUACGAGCACGUUUAUGAAAGCACAACCGCUGGUGUAACGAUUCAAGCUCCACAGUUGGACGUGAACACGGUUGCGGCAGGAGGUGGAUCAAUGCUUUUCUUCAGGUCAGGUCUCUUCGAGGUCGGGCCUGAGAGCGCCGGAGCCCAUCCGGGGCCGGCGUGUUACAAGAAGAAUGGACCACUGGCUGUCACCGACGCGAAUUUGGCAUUAGGUCGGUUAUUACCAGAAUAUUUCCCGAAAAUCUUUGGUCCGAACGAGAACGAACCCCUAGACAAGUCUCGAACAAUGGAAGCUUUCCAUAAGCUCACGAGCGAAAUAAAUGAUUUCUUAGCAAAAGAAGGGCAUGGAGGAGACAUGAGCGUCGAAGAAGUGGCGAUGGGUUUCGUCAGAGUCGCGAAUGAAACUAUGUGCCGACCUAUACGAGCCCUGACGCAGGGAAAGGGUUACGAUACGUCGCGUCACGUUUUAGCGUGUUUCGGGGGCGCAGGAGGGCAACACGCGUGUGCCAUUGCGCGUUCCUUGGGAAUGCGAACUGUUUUCGUUCACAAAUACGCUGGGAUUCUUUCGGCCUAUGGUAUGGCUUUGGCUGACGUUGUGGAAGAAGCCCAGGAACCCAGCGCUGAAGUUUAUGAACAGGAGUCGUUUGCUCGUUUGGAUGAACGACUGGACGUCCUGACGAAGAGAGUUCGUGGUAAAUUAGCCGCGCAAGGAUUCCCGGAUUCUCAUAUAAUCACCGAACCCUUUUUACACUUGCGUUACCAAGGGACAGACUGUGCUCUGAUGUGCACUCCUAAGUCACAUACUCAAACCAACAGCACAAAGCACGGAGAUUUUCUCGCUACAUUCUUGGAAAGAUAUCAGACAGAGUUCGGAUUCACUAUGCCCAACCGCAAAGUCCUUGUGAACGAUAUCAGAGUGAGGGGCGAAGGGAAAACGGACAUCGAGGGAGACUCAAUUUUGCCUCAAUCCAACGAGCCACCAAAAUUAGAGAAGACCACUAUGGUAUACUUUGAGAAUGGAUAUCUCGAGACGAAAGUAUAUCAGUUGCAUUCACUGUCACCUGGCCACGUGAUUUACGGCCCGGCGAUUAUCAUGGACAGUUUGAGCACCCUUCUGGUCGAACCCGAUUGCACCGCGUCGAUAACGUCUGAAGGCGAUGUGAAAAUAAUGAUCGGUCAAGGACCAAGAGUCGAGGUCACCACCGAGUUGGACACUAUCCAGCUGAGUAUCUUCUCUCAUCGUUUCAUGAGCAUCGCCGAACAAAUGGGCAGGAUCCUCCAACGAACGUCGAUUUCUACGAACAUCAAGGAGCGUCUGGAUUUCUCCUGCGCGGUUUUCGGUCCUGACGGUGGCCUCGUUUCCAACGCCCCGCAUAUACCCGUGCAUCUGGGCGCUAUGCAAGAAACUGUUCAGUAUCAAAUGAAGGUUUUCAAUGGUGAAUUCUCAAGAGGGGAUGUGAUUCUCGCGAAUCAUCCCUCUGCCGGAGGAUCGCAUCUUCCAGACUUUACUGUCAUCACUCCAGUAUUCUACAAAGACGUGGAAAAACCGGUGUUCUUCGUGGCAAGCAGAGGGCAUCAUGCUGAUAUUGGAGGUAUCACGCCUGGUUCCAUGCCUCCACAUUCGACCUCGUUGAGUCAAGAAGGUGCAGCUUUCAAGAGCUUUUUAUUGGUGCACAAAGGCGUGUUCAGGGAGAAAGAAUUGACGGAAGAGUUGAUGGCACCAGGGAAGAUUCCAGGAAGUUCCGGAACCAGAAAUUUGUCAGAAAACUUGAGCGAUCUCAAAGCUCAGAUCGCAGCCAAUCAUAAAGGUUCAUUAUUGGUCAAUGAAUUGAUUGAUAUUUAUGGUCUCGACGUGGUGCAAGCUUACAUGGGCCACAUUCAACACAACGCCGAGGUCGCUGUCCGUGAUAUGUUGAAGUCUGUCGGUGAAAAGCUUUUAGAGAAAACUGGGAACACCGUGGCGACUGCUGUGGAUUAUCUCGACGACGGAAGUGAAAUCAAAUUCUUUUUGAACGUUAAUGUGGAGAAGGGCGAAGCGGUUUGCGAUUUCACUGGCACAGGGUACGAAGUAUGGGGUAAUUGCAACGCACCUCGCGCGGUCACUCUGUCAGCGUUGAUUUACUGUUUGAGAAGCAUAGUUGGACGAGACAUUCCCCUGAACCAGGGUUGUUUGAAACCCGUGAAAAUAAUUAUUCCCAAGGGAUCGCUCUUGGACCCUUCGGAGGAGGCAGCCGUGGUCGGUGGGAACGUCCUCACGUCUCAACGUGUUGUCGACGUAGUUCUGCAGGCUUUCGGAGCUUGCGCGGCCUCGCAGGGCUGCAUGAAUAAUGUGACAUUCGGCACUGAGGAAUGGGGCUAUUACGAAACUGUCGCUGGCGGCAGCGGAGCAGGACCGACGUGGAACGGUAGAGGGGGAGUGCACACGCACAUGACCAACACCAGAAUCACCGAUCCGGAGAUACUGGAGCUUCGUUAUCCAGUUAUUCUUAACAAAUUUUCUCUGAGACCUGGGAGUGGGGGACGGGGCGCUCAUCCCGGUGGCGAUGGAGUCGUCCGUGAGAUUACUUUCAGAGCAAACAUGAUGUUGUCGGUGCUGACAGAAAGGAGAGUCCACAGUCCGCCAGGAUUAGCUGGAGGUCAGCCAGGGGAAAAAGGAAGAAACACGUUGCUCAGAGCCGAUGGGAGGAAGAUCAAUCUCGGAUCUAAGACCGCGGUGCCGGUUUGUCCCGGGGAUACGUUUCUUUUGGAGACUCCCGGAGGUGGCGGUUAUGGUAUUCCCGGCGAACAAGCAAUUUCAGUUCAACAGAGUGCUCGAGGAUUCGUCGAACGCGGGAGCGUGUUCGAGUACAGAAAGGCGCAGGAAUCCGUGUAAUUCUCGACGCAUAUUAAAAUUCGUACAAUAAAGAUGCACAAUACCCCUUUUCUCGUAAUUACUGUAUCGAUCACUGACAAUAAAUGGUACAUGAAAUGAA
Ceratina calcarata is the source of this 4313-nucleotide messenger RNA. Its product is annotated as 5-oxoprolinase. The transcript is spliced from 22 exons. Gene Ontology annotation, molecular function: 5-oxoprolinase (ATP-hydrolyzing) activity. NCBI's taxonomy places the organism in Eukaryota, Metazoa, Arthropoda, Insecta, Hymenoptera, Apidae. Gene Ontology annotation, biological process: glutathione metabolic process. The record is from RefSeq and is a predicted model, not a curated record. Gene Ontology annotation, cellular component: cytosol. The coding region runs from base 356 to 4213 and encodes 1285 amino acids.